AUGGAGACGACCAAGGACUCAUCGAUCCGGGACCAAGAUGACGGAGAAGCUAGCGCGUUAAGCAAAGUGGACGCUGAUCUCAAAACUCAAAGCGAAGCGCUCGAUUCCCCCCUUGCCAGCCACGUUUGCGAGAACGAUAGGAGAUAUCAGGGCUUCAGGCCCGGUGCAUACUGGGGCCCGAAUGAUCAGGAAGCCGCCGACAAUCUCAACCUGUACCACCGCAUCUUCUCUCUCUCCUAUCGAGGAAGGCUAUGCCUCGCACCUAUACCAAAGGCACCCGAACGCGUGCUUGACCUGGGAACCGGAACGGGGAUAUGGGCACUAGACUUUGCCGCAGAGCAUCCCUCAGCUACCGUUGUGGGUACGGAUAUCUCGCCCGUCAACAUAGAUCCGGUCCCAGCGAAUGUUACGUUCAAACAGGACGAUUUCUGUGAAGACUGGGGCUCCAGCCAUGAGAAUUACGAUUUCAUACAUGCCCGCUGUUUAUACGGCAGCAUACCCAACUACCCUGCCCUGUACGAGAAGGUGCUCAAGGGCCUCAAGCCUGGCGGCUGGUUCGAGCAAGCUGAGAUCAGCGUAAUAGCGAUAUCAGACGACGGCUCACUCAAGGGGACACACAUGGACAAAUGGGGUUCCCUGGCGUUAGAAAUCGGUGAGAAGACCGGCAAGUCGUUUGCUAUCGCCGAAGAGCUGAUUCCACAGAUUCAAAAGGCGGGGUUUGUCGACGUCCGCUCUCAUACCUUCAAUUGGCCAGUUGGAGAAUGGCCCGAGGAAGAGCGACUCAAGGAGCUUGGUAGACAGAAUCGCAUAGGCUGGGAGAAGGGGUUGGACAGUUGGGCGAACCUCCUCUUCCCGAAAGUUCUCGGUGACUUGCGCAACCCAAAAAUCCAUGCGUAUCAACACAUGACUGUCUGCUACGGCCGGAAACCCUUGGAGCCAGCUCCAUAG
Molecule: messenger RNA, 948 nt
Organism: Arthroderma uncinatum
Lineage: Eukaryota; Fungi; Ascomycota; Eurotiomycetes; Onygenales; Arthrodermataceae
Product: methyltransferase
Exons: 4
Coding region: 1-948 (315 amino acids)
Molecular function (GO): methyltransferase activity
Source: RefSeq, a predicted model, not a curated record